AAAUACUUGCUUGAUAAUAUGGAUCUUCAUUCCGAAAUAAAUAUUUUCGAUUUGUUAUUUGUUUCAGCAUUGUUUUUUAUUUUGAAAACGAAUCAUUCAAGAAUCACAUUAGAUUUCAUUAUAAUGUCUCAACGAGAAUCGUUUUCAACAAUGAAAAUCAUUCUUGCAUUUUGUUUAGCCUGGAUCUUUUUGUUCAAUGAUGUUCGAGGUUGUUUCAUUACUAAUUGUCCACCGGCAGGUAAACGUUCAAUCAUGUCAUCAUCAUUAGGAUCGAAUCAUCUUAUCAGAGAGUGUACACGUUGUGGUCCAUCUUUGUCUGGUCGAUGUUACGGUCCGAAUAUUUGUUGUUCACCAUUGACCGGAUGCAACAUUGGUGGUUUCACUGCAGCUCGCUGUUCGUUGGAAGCAUAUCAUCCAACUUUAUGCACAAAUCCUGGUGCCGUUUGUGGACCAAACGGCAAAGGUAUCUGUGCUUUAAAUGCUACCUGCUGUACAAAUGAUGGCUGUUUCGUUGAUAAAUCAUGUUCACAAUCUUCAAACGAUUCUAUCGAUCUUUAAUUUUUUUUCAAUAUGGCGAUAAUCGUAUUUUAAAAAAUCGUUGAUUUUUUUUCUUUGUUAGUUAAUUUAAUUACGAAUAAUCAAGGGAGAGAAAUAGAAAAGGCAAAUCAAUUUUUUUUGAAAC
Dermatophagoides pteronyssinus (European house dust mite) is the source of this 682-nucleotide messenger RNA. Its product is annotated as neurophysin 1-like. NCBI's taxonomy places the organism in Eukaryota, Metazoa, Arthropoda, Arachnida, Sarcoptiformes, Pyroglyphidae. The record is from RefSeq and is a predicted model, not a curated record. Gene Ontology annotation, cellular component: extracellular region; secretory granule. Gene Ontology annotation, molecular function: neurohypophyseal hormone activity.